Chlamydomonas reinhardtii is the source of this 2389-nucleotide messenger RNA. RefSeq lists its product as uncharacterized. Gene Ontology annotation, molecular function: alpha-(1->6)-fucosyltransferase activity. The transcript is spliced from 10 exons. Lineage: Eukaryota; Viridiplantae; Chlorophyta; Chlorophyceae; Chlamydomonadales; Chlamydomonadaceae. Gene Ontology annotation, biological process: protein N-linked glycosylation. The coding region runs from base 119 to 1813 and encodes 564 amino acids. The record is from RefSeq and is a predicted model, not a curated record.
CAUUCAAAUUAUUAUUACAUCGAUACAUUUAAACGGAAGAAACUUGAACAUGGUGCCUAGGCCGACUCGGUUGUCACGACCACGAGCUGCAGGAGCACUCUUUUCCUGUUGUAUGUACAUGAUUGUAGCGUGCGCACUUGCAAGGGACCCCCUAUCUAUAGCCACCACAAUAGAUCAGCACCGCGCUGCUUUCGGCUCCGGAAUCUGCCGCGGGCUUGAUGCUUACACGCAGCUGCACAACGACGUGCUCGGCGGGAGAGCCCCUGCGCGCUAUGUGGUCUUUGUUUCGCCGCCGUCCGGCAUUGCGGACCGCCUUAUCGGACUGGUCAGCGCCUUCUACUUGGCGCUCAUACAGAAGCGCGCCUUUCUCAUUGCGCCCCACCCGAUGAGCUAUGAGCUGCUCUACGACCAGCCAUUCAUCAACUGGACAACACCAGCAGUGCCGGAGGCCACGGCGGGCCCUGUUAUGUGGCCGCCUAAAACGCGGCAGUGCGCCAACUGCGACGCCGCGGCGCCAGCGGCCCCGGCCGGCGCGUCUUCGCACAUGAGCUGCCCCGUGUGUCACGAUGACGGGCCGGGCCGCUCGGCAGCCUAUUUCAACUGGAUCAACGUUGCAACCGCCCGGGCCUGGCACAUGGUGAACAACCUCUCGGCGGUUUACCCAACCGCCAACUACAUCUACGUCAGCGGGAACCGUGGCACGUCUGUGGGCCUGUUCCAGAACGUGUACCACCAGCGCGCCCUGAGGGCCAUGGGCCUGCGCGCCUCCACCGCCUUCGGCUGCGCCGUCAACUACCUGCUGUUCCCCAAGCCCGAGACCCUGGCGGUCAUCAAGGAGGAAAUGGACCAGGUGCUGGCAGCGCCCCCGGUGUUUGGGAUCCAGAUCCGCACGGACGACAAACACAUGGCGGGCGCGGACCUGGCCGAGUCGUACGCGGAGCAGUACCGCUACAUGUUCGAAUGCGCGGAACAGAUGGAGCGGGCGCUGGGCAUUAGUAGCAAUGCGGCGGGUGGCGGCGCCAUCGCGCCCAAGUUCUUCCUGGUGUCUGACUCGGUGGUGGUGCGGCAGCAGGCGCAGGUGCGUGCGGGCGUGGGGGUGCGGGGCACGUCUGUGGGCCUGUUCCAGAACGUGUACCACCAGCGCGCCCUGAGGGCCAUGGGCCUGCGCGCCUCCACCGCCUUCGGCUGCGCCGUCAACUACCUGCUGUUCCCCAAGCCCGAGACCCUGGCGGUCAUCAAGGAGGAAAUGGACCAGGUGCUGGCAGCGCCCCCGGUGUUUGGGAUCCAGAUCCGCACGGACGACAAACACAUGGCGGGCGCGGACCUGGCCGAGUCGUACGCGGAGCAGUACCGCUACAUGUUCGAAUGCGCGGAACAGAUGGAGCGGGCGCUGGGCAUUAGUAGCAAUGCGGCGGGUGGCGGCGCCAUCGCGCCCAAGUUCUUCCUGGUGUCUGACUCGGUGGUGGUGCGGCAGCAGGCGCAGACAUGGUACCCCAACAAGACCAUUGUGUACAUGCGCUCCAAGCCGCGGCACGUGUCCGACUCGGCCACCGGCGACAUGCACGGCUCCCGUCUGGCGGCGGCGGAGCAUUGGGUGUUCGGCAUGACAGACUACCAGGUGAUCCACUGGUGGAGCGGCUACGGGCGCACCGCCGCCAUGCGGGCCAUGCGCGAGCUGGGCGUGCACGCGCUGGAGGCGCGGGGCGAAGACUGCGCCGUCGCCAACAGCCAGGACGUGUGGCAGCUGGGGGACGGCUACUCGGGCGUGCGGCGGCGGCGGCAGCUGCAGACGGCGGCACGGCGGCUGCGGUAGUGGCAGGUGCGGUAGGUGUGGUGGGUGUGGCGGAGAGCGAGUGCGGCACGCCGGCCGGUUUCUGCAUGGCAGGGUACCUGCGUGUGAGCUUCAAAGACACUUUGGUGAGUAAAGCUGGCAAAGGCACAGGGGCCCUUCAAAGUAAAUGUGCAUGCGCAUGUCAGGCAUGUGCUUAGGUUGAAAUAAACACGGUUGCAAGGGGGCGGGGAGGGGUGAGGGCAGGAGUCUAAGCCAUGCGAGGCAAGUAAGGCACCGUGUGUCGCGGGGUGGCCGGCUACUAUGCCCGAUUAAUACCGGUGAUUGCCGCAUGUCAACCUUGAUUAAUCAAUUCAUUUUGGUCCUGUGAGUGCGAAUGAAAGGGGACGCGGCCAUGGGAGUACCGUAUGGGACGAUGAAGUGUGGGCGGAGGCAAGGGCGGAGGGCUCAAGGCGGGCGAGGUGUUCGGCGGUAAGUCCCCAUCGCCUGUAUAUGCACAUCCCCAAGCCUGCCCCCCCCUCUUGCCCCCCCCCUUUCAUGGCGAGUAACACUGGCUGCCGUACCUUGCCGUGAUCACCCAGCAUGUAAUUCGUGUCCCAG